Molecule: messenger RNA, 1032 nt
Organism: Diabrotica balteata
Lineage: Eukaryota; Metazoa; Arthropoda; Insecta; Coleoptera; Chrysomelidae
Source: the annotation of a GenBank genome assembly
AUGAUAUUUGAACAAACAUCAAUUACUCCUAUAUUUAAUGAGCCCAAUCCCGACAUACCCGCUUCUUUUGAAUUUCAAACAACUCCGAUAACUAAACCUACGACCUCCAAACGAAAUUUAUCUGAAAUUGCAACACCUAGCCCAAAAGAUACACCAAAUAUUACUAAUUCCUCAGAGCCAAAAUCUUACUUUCCAACACCUGUUCCAAAAGUUCCAAAGAAAAAGUUGAAGUCGAAAGAUAAACCCUCAUUAGAAUUUCGAGAAUUGCCCCAGAAGAUAACCAAUUUUAUUGACAAUCACAAUCCCAAGUUCCCACUCGAUAGUCAACAAUUCACUGAUCUGUUAGAAAAUACUCACGGUAGUAAUGAUGCAUUAAGCAUUGCUAAAGACUAUACCCUACCUACUCCAUCUCUUAUAGAAAUGAUAAAUGAAAUAAAUACCCAGGCUGAAGAUCGAAAUAUGAAAACUAAACGUACUAGACUAAUUAAAAAAUUAACUAAGCAACUGCUCAAACAUCCCAAUCCCGACAUACCCGCUUCUUUUGAAUUUCAAACAACUCCGAUAACUAAACCUACGACCUCCAAACGAAAUUUAUCUGAAAUUGCAACACCUAGCCCAAAAGAUACACCAAAUAUUACUAAUUCCUCAGAGCCAAAAUCUUACUUUCCAACACCUGUUCCAAAAGUUCCAAAGAAAAAGUUGAAGUCGAAAGAUAAACCCUCAUUAGAAUUUCGAGAAUUGCCCCAGAAGAUAACCAAUUUUAUUGACAAUCACAAUCCCAAGUUCCCACUCGAUAGUCAACAAUUCACUGAUCUGUUAGAAAAUACUCACGGUAGUAAUGAUGCAUUAAGCAUUGCUAAAGACUAUACCCUACCUACUCCAUCUCUUAUAGAAAUGAUAAAUGAAAUAAAUACCCAGGCUGAAGAUCGAAAUAUGAAAACUAAACGUACUAGACUAAUUAAAAAAUUAACUAAGCAACUGCUCAAACAUGUUGGUUCAUCUGACUUACACAGCAAUAUAUCUCAAAACUAA